This is a messenger RNA of Nicotiana tabacum (common tobacco), 2697 nucleotides long. The record is from RefSeq and is a predicted model, not a curated record. Lineage: Eukaryota; Viridiplantae; Streptophyta; Magnoliopsida; Solanales; Solanaceae.
GGGUUAGAAAAUGGAAAAACCCUGGUGGCUCCAGAAACGCCAUAAACCCCAAAUUUGAAGCAGAAUCAGAAAAUCAAAAUUGACACAUAAGAAAAAACUAAAAAGCAAUAAUAACAAAGUACCCAUGGAUGAUGGAGAAGGAGGAUUAAGCUUUGACUUCGAGGGCGGACUAGACACAGUGCCAACACACCCAACUGCAUCAGUACCAGUAAUACAAUCCUCAGACCAUUACAACACCACUACCACUGCGGGCCCCGCCCCGAGUGCCUCUACUGCCUCAGUACCUACAGUCGGACUAGGGCAAGGCCAAUUAGGGGAUGGUUCGUUUGUUGGGAAUCGUAGAAGCUUCAGGCAGACUGUUUGCCGGCAUUGGCUGCGGUCAUUGUGUAUGAAGGGUGAUGCUUGUGGAUUCCUCCACCAAUAUGAUAAGUCUCGAAUGCCUAUUUGCAGAUUUUUUCGACUUUACGGCGAGUGUCGUGAGCCGGAUUGUGUUUAUAAGCACACCAAUGAGGAUAUUAAAGAGUGUAACAUGUAUAAAUUGGGAUUUUGCCCGAAUGGUCCUGAUUGCCGAUAUAGACAUGCAAAGCUGCCUGGACCUCCACCUCCGGUGGAAGAAGUUCUUCAGAAAAUCCAGAAUUUGACAUCCUACAACUAUGGUUACUCAAACAGGUUUUUCCAGAACCGCAAUGCUAAUUAUUCAACUCAGGCAGACAAAUCUCCUACUCCUCAAGUACAGAAUGUAAUGAAUCAAGCAGUGAAAUCUACAGCUGCAGAGCCACCCACUGGGCACCAGCACCAGCCGCAUCAACAACAAGUUCAACAGCCUCAACAUCACGGCGCCCCAACUCAAACACAAACUCUUCCCAACGGCCAGCAAAAUCAGGCGGAUAGAACUGCUAUACCCCUGCCUCAAGGAACAUCUAGGUACUUUAUAGUUAAAAGCUGCAACCCUGAGAAUCUUGAAUUGUCAGUACAACAAGGAGUUUGGGCAACUCAACGAAGCAAUGAAGCUAAACUAAAUGAAGCUUUCGAUUCUGUGGAAAAUGUCAUUCUAGUUUUUUCGAUCAACCGGACUAGACAUUUUCAGGGUCUUGCAAAAAUGACAUCUAGAAUUGGUGGUGCUUCUAAAGGAGGAAACUGGAAGCAUGAACACGGAACUGCACAUUAUGGACGGAAUUUUUCAGUAAAAUGGUUAAAGCUCUGUGAACUGUCCUUCCAGAAAACUCGCCAUUUGAGGAAUCCAUAUAAUGAAAACUUACCUGUGAAGAUAAGCAGAGAUUGUCAAGAAUUAGAGAUCUCUGUUGGAGAGCAGUUAGCUUCUUUACUCUGUCUAGAACCAGACAGUGAACUUAUGGCAAUCUCAAUUGCAGCAGAAUCCAAGCGAGAGGAGGAAAGAGCAAAGGGAGUAAACCCUGACAAUGGGAACGAGAACCCAGAUAUUGUACCUUUUGAAGACAAUGAAGAAGAGGAAGAGGAAGAAAGUGAGGAGGAGGAUGAGAGCUUUGGUCAAGCUUUUGGGCCAGCUGCUUUUGGCAGAGGAAGUGGUGGGGGAAUUGUAUGGCCUCCUAUAGUUCCUUUUGGACGUGGAGCCAGACCUUAUCCUGGGAUGCGGGGCUUCCCUCCAGGUAUGAUGGGUGAUGGAUUUUCUUAUGGAUCAAUGACACCUGAUGGUUUUCCUAUGCCCGAUCUUUUCGGAAUGGGCGGCCGACCUUUUGGACCAUUUGGCCCUCGAUUCCCAGGUGAUAUAAUGUUUCACAACCGUCCUCCAGCUGCUGGUGGAUUUGGGAUGAUGAUGGGUCCAGGAAGGGCCCCUUUCAUGGGUGGAAUGGGUCCUGGAGCAACUGGCCCACCCAGAGGUGGUCGACCAAUAGGAAUGCAUCCAUCAUUUAUUCCACCUCCAUCACAACCUUCUCAAAAUCCUAGGGUCAAAAGGGAUCCGAAAGCUCCAGUUAAUGAAAGGAACGAUAGAUUCAGUUCAGGUUUAGAUCAAGGUAGGGGUCAAGAGAUGGCAGGCUCAGUUGGUGGACCAGAUGAAGGAGUACGUUAUCCACAAACUGGAAACAGCUUUAGAAAUGAUGAAAGCGAAAGCGAGGAUGAAGCACCUAGAAGGUCCAGACUUGGGGAUGGAAAGAAAAAGAAGCUUAGCAUGGAUGGAGAUGCUACAACUGGCACAGAAAAGUAAGUUCUGUUAGAAACCCCGAAGAAGCCAUCUUGCCUCUGCAAUUGUCUGACAGAUCCCAAAACGUGGAAAACACAUUAUAACUAGUUUUGGAAAGUGAAAACCUAGCAAUUAGUGUCUUUUGUAUACUACACUACAUAUGAUAUUCCAUUCCGGAGCUCACUAGUUCUUUGCUUGCUUGUUCAAAGAGCACCCCUGCCUGCAGUAUAUUGACCCAACUUAUGAAAAAGCCAACUUAAGUAUAUGUCAGUGGUGUACAAGUUAUUCGGUCAUUAUUUCGCAAACAUAUUUGCUUCUCUAAUUGUAAAACUGAUUUACAGUUACAGGUUAGGCUAGAUACAGCAGAGCUGGGCUUUAUUUUUUUGGCAAGGUCCUGCCUGUCUGUUAAUGGAGCAUUGAAAUGUUGAUGAGAGGUCCUGUAACAUGAUUAGAAGUUGAUGCAUUAAAUCACUUUCUAACUAUGAUCUAUUGUGGUUUCUGAUCAAUGCAAAACCAGAUUAGCAAGUUUGUUUCUUUAA